This is a messenger RNA of Spodoptera littoralis (African cotton leafworm), 1332 nucleotides long. NCBI's taxonomy places the organism in Eukaryota, Metazoa, Arthropoda, Insecta, Lepidoptera, Noctuidae. The record is from the annotation of a GenBank genome assembly.
AUGGUGGCGGGCGAAUGGGGCUAUGCGCCGGCGUCGGCCACCCCCGCCAUGAAUGCCUUCCUCGAGACCAACCAUGCACACCUGGCUUCCUAUGGCCUGAAAAUGUCUCCGCAACCAGGGUGCGGAGUGGGCGCGCAGCACCGCGCCGCUGCGCCACACCCGCCCCCUCCGCACCACCCGCCGCACUACCAGCCAUACCCGCUGCACUCCUAUCAGCCCGGGUACUUGCGCGAGUACAGCGGCUGUGGCGAGCUCUUCCCACAGCAGCCUCUGGAGCAGAGCUGGGACUGGCGAGGUGACGCCGUGCACUACCAGGGCGGUGCACCUCCCCUAGUGCCGCAUGCGCAUGCACACGCACCCCACGCCUUCCUACGAUAUGUGCGCGCGCCUCCUCGCCGUGACAUGCGGUGUCAAUGGCUCGAUCCUGAACAACCGCCUCCAAGGAAAUUGUGCAACAAACUUUUCUCAAGUAUGCACGAGAUCGUGACGCAUCUGACAGUGGAGCAUGUCGGCGGGCCCGAGUGUACCACGCACGCGUGUUUCUGGCAGGGCUGCUCGCGAAACGGUCGGCCCUUCAAAGCGAAAUACAAAUUGGUGAAUCACAUCCGCGUACACACUGGAGAGAAACCAUUCCCCUGCCCCUUCCCCGGCUGUGGCAAAGUGUUUGCAAGAUCUGAAAACCUCAAAAUCCACAAAAGGACACACACCGGAGAAAAACCAUUUAAAUGCGAGUACGCGGGCUGCGACAGACGGUUCGCGAACUCUUCGGACAGGAAGAAACACUCACACGUGCACACGUCUGACAAGCCGUACAACUGCCGCGUGCACGGCUGCGACAAGUCGUACACGCACCCCUCGUCGCUGCGCAAGCACAUGAAGGUCCACGGCGCUGCUGGUGAUGCCUCCCCGCGGUAUGACAGUGACGGUGACGACUCCUCGUCUGCCGGCAGUGUCAGCGUAACCGCAGGCGCUGCCAGCCCUGCUGCGCCCCUGCCCCCGCCGCCGGCGCCUGCGCCGCAGCACCAUCCACAUCACCACCCCUCUAUCACAGAUAAACUAGAGAGCUUAAACGAAAAAUACCUUAACCCUCACGAUCAGAAACCUUACGAGCGACCACCGGCGCCGCCCCACCACAACCAAGCCCCACAUCUGACCAACAUCGGUGGGAACGGCGUCAUGGACAACAAACUGGGCUUCGGUGGUCACUGGACACAGUUCCAACAACCAGCACCGACGAUGCCGCACGGUGUACCUGACUGGUGGUGUCCCACGCAGGAGACCUACCACCAUCACCACUUGAUGCACCACUCGGGAGCCGCCGCCGCCUACUGA